Molecule: messenger RNA, 1706 nt
Organism: Hemicordylus capensis (graceful crag lizard)
Lineage: Eukaryota; Metazoa; Chordata; Lepidosauria; Squamata; Cordylidae
Gene: PFKFB1
Product: 6-phosphofructo-2-kinase/fructose-2,6-biphosphatase 1
Exons: 15
Coding region: 186-1673 (495 amino acids)
Biological process (GO): fructose 2,6-bisphosphate metabolic process; fructose metabolic process
Cellular component (GO): cytosol; 6-phosphofructo-2-kinase/fructose-2,6-biphosphatase complex
Molecular function (GO): fructose-2,6-bisphosphate 2-phosphatase activity; ATP binding; 6-phosphofructo-2-kinase activity
Source: RefSeq, a predicted model, not a curated record
UUUCUGUCAAGGCCACAUGGCUCUUUUUGGAAAAACUCCCCGGAUUGUUUUGCCUCUGGCUCAGCAGCUGCUGUGAAUGACACCCCAGCAUGAAACUUGACCCCAAGGGAAAUCCUCCCUUCCACAGUGACACGGCAGAUCCCCCAAUCUCAUGGCUCCUAGAAGAUAGGGAAGACUGAUCAGCAAUGGAGGACAAACCUGCCAGAAUUCCAGCUUCUGUGCCUCAGUUUACCAAUUCACCAACCAUGGUGAUCAUGGUUGGGUUGCCAGCUCGUGGGAAAACCUACAUCUCUAAGAAGCUCACCCGCUACCUCAACUGGAUUGGGAUCCCCACUAAAGUGUUCAAUGUUGGGCAGUAUCGCCGCGAAGCCGUCCAGACCUACAAGAGUUACGAGUUUUUCAGACCAGACAACGAGGAAGCCAUGCAGAUCCGAAGACAAUGUGCGCUUGCAGCUCUUCGGGAUGUCCAGACAUAUCUGAGCUUGGAAGAGGGGCAAGUCGGGGUUUUCGAUGCCACGAACACCACACGGGAACGGCGGGACCUCAUUCUGCAGUUCGCCAAGAGGAACGGCUACAAAGUCUUCUUCAUUGAAUCGAUCUGCGAUGACCCCGACAUCAUCCAGGAGAAUAUCACACAAGUGAAGCUGACCAGCCCUGACUAUAAGGACUGCAACCGGGAUGAAGUGGUGGGGGAUUUUCUCAAACGGAUUGAGUGCUACCAGAAAACCUACCAGCCACUGGAUGAUGAGCUGGACAGCUCCCUCUCCUACAUCAAGAUCUUCAAUGUCGGCAGUCGGUAUCUGGUGAACCGGGUUCAGGACCACGUGCAGAGUCGUACAGUCUACUACCUGAUGAACAUCCACGUGACACCUCGUUCCAUCUACCUCAGUCGGCAUGGGGAAAGCGAGCUCAAUCUACAGGGGCGCAUUGGGGGAGACUCCGGACUGUCUGAGCGUGGCAAACAGUAUGCUUGUGCCUUGGCCAGCUUCAUCCGUUCCCAGUACAUCAAUGACCUCAAAGUAUGGACAAGCCACAUGAAGCGCACUAUCCAGACUGCAGAAGCACUGCAUGUGCCCUAUGAGCAGUGGAAAGCACUGAAUGAGAUUGAUGCGGGUGUUUGCGAGGAGAUGACAUAUGAAGAAAUUCAGGACCAUUUCCCACAAGAGUUUGCUCUGCGAGAUCAGGACAAGUAUCGGUACCGCUAUCCUAAGGGGGAGUCAUAUGAGGAUUUGGUGCAGCGCUUGGAACCUGUCAUAAUGGAGCUGGAGCGACAGGAGAACGUGCUGGUGAUCUGCCACCAAGCAGUCAUGCGUUGCCUCCUUGCCUAUUUCCUGGACAAGAGUGGAGAAGAGUUGCCUUACUUGAAGUGCCCAUUGCACACCGUUCUCAAGCUCACGCCUGUGGCCUAUGGCUGUGAAGUGGAAUCUAUUUUCCUCAACAUUGAGGCUGUGAAUACGCAUCGGGAACGCCCACAGCAUCUUACCUACAAAGCUAGCCAGGUCCCUUUGUACCGGCACUACCGCAGCGUGCCAAUGGCCAGCCCUGUGCCAACCAAACAACCUUGCUGGGAAGAUCUGGGCCAGUCCCCUCCCCACUGCCUGUUUGGCCCUCAGAAUGUUGAUGUGUCACGAGAUCCAGAAGAAGCCUUAGACACAGUGCCAGACCAUUAUUAACCACACUACUUAUUAAAAGAAUCCUAUCUUCCA